Molecule: messenger RNA, 2627 nt
Organism: Cyprinodon tularosa
Lineage: Eukaryota; Metazoa; Chordata; Actinopteri; Cyprinodontiformes; Cyprinodontidae
Gene: inhbb
Product: inhibin subunit beta B
Exons: 2
Coding region: 535-1713 (392 amino acids)
Biological process (GO): SMAD protein signal transduction; BMP signaling pathway
Cellular component (GO): extracellular region
Molecular function (GO): cytokine activity; growth factor activity
Source: RefSeq, a predicted model, not a curated record
GACGCUCUGAGCUGCGGCUGCUUCCCUGAAGACGUCGCGGCUCUGAUCGGCCCUCCUGUGGGUGGAAAUCCCACGUGGUUUCAGUGUAUAAAAACUUUGGCAGUGGAAGCCCCUGCCGUGGGGUCUCAGUGAGCAGCCGGACCUGGAAGUUUAAAAACGCACGGGGACAGCGCGCACCGGGCACGCGCACACUACAGAAAAAAAAACAACAACUAAAGAAACACGGGAGAGGAAGCGGCUCCAGACGCGGACCUCCUGACCGGCUUCGUGGAUGAAAGAGCUGGAUGGACCCGCAGUCUGCCUCUCUCACCGAUCCACAGAUUGACGCUAAAUUUGCGGAUCGGCGCUGCGUGAUGAGCGGAGGAAGGUAGAGGCGCUUCCCGCGGAUCUCCCUGCAGGUUUUGGGUUUUAGUGGAUUUCUGCAGGUGUCUCUGCUGGAGCAACAGAACCUGCAGAUGCGUUGAUGCAGCUUUAAUUUCUGUCUUCCAAUAAACCAACUCUGGACUCUUAUUGGAGGAAAAGCUUUGCGGCAAAAUGAGCCUCUAUAGUUUGGGAUUGUCACUGAUGCUGUGCGUCAUGUACGCGCGCGGCAGCGCAGAGGAGGCUUCCAGUCCUCCCCGGGAGUCGUGCGCCUCCUGCGGACUCAGGGCGCCGGAUCAGUCGGAGCGCGUCAACAUCGACUUCGUGGAGGCGGUGAAGCGACACAUCCUGAACCGGCUGCAGAUGCGGGACAGGCCCAACAUCACGCACCCAAUCCCAAAGGCUGCCAUGGUGACGGCGCUGCGGAGGCUGCACGCCGGGAAAGUGCGAGAGGACGGCCGGGUGGAGAUCCCCAACUUUGACGGCCAGGCCACCUUCAGCAGCGACGCGCAGGCAGAGACCUCGGAGAUCAUCAGCUUUGCAGAAUCAGAUGAAAAGACAAACCCAAAAAGUGGUCUGUACUUCCUGAUCUCCAACGAAGGUCACCAGAACCUCUUUGUGUACCAGGCGAACCUCUGGCUGUACCUCCGUCUGCUGCCCUCCGGACCCGAGAGGGGACUCCGGAGAAAGGUCACUAUCAGAAUUCACUACCAGGAGGCUGGGGCGGAAGGAGCCACAGCCGGGGGUUCAGGGGGGCACUGGAUCCUGGUGGAGAAACGUGUUGACCUGAAACGCAGUGGCUGGCACACCUUCCCGCUGUCCGAGGCAGUGCGGGCCGUGUUUGGCAAAGGCAGCCGAAGGCAGGACCUGGAGGUGCAGUGCGAGGACUGCAACACUGCCGGAGUGGCUCCGGUGCUGGUGGACCCAGGCGACCCGUCCCACCGGCCCUUCCUUGUUGUGCGCGUGAGGCAAACGGACGGAAAGCACCGCAUCCGCAAGCGGGGCCUGGAAUGCGACGGCACCAGUGGUGGGUUGUGCUGUCGGCAGCAGUUCUACAUAGACUUCCGCCUCAUUGGCUGGAACGACUGGAUCAUCGCUCCGGCCGGUUACUACGGCAACUACUGCGAGGGAAGCUGCCCGGCCUACAUGGCCGGCGUCCCAGGCUCGGCUUCGUCAUUCCACACAGCGGUGGUCAACCAGUACCGCAUGCGGGGGAUGAGUCCUGGCUCAGUGAACUCCUGCUGCAUCCCGACCAAGCUCAGCACAAUGUCCAUGCUCUACUUCGACGAUGAGUACAACAUCGUGAAGCGGGACGUUCCCAACAUGAUCGUGGAAGAAUGCGGCUGCGCCUGACCGUACCCGUCAGAAACCACCCUAAGAACAAGACUCUUCUGUGCAAAACAUGCAUCCAUUUAUCUGAGCAAACGCGCCGCGCUGGUCUAAUUCAGGAAGCGCAGCACCAGGGGACGUGUCAUCAUCCACAGGAAAAGACGGGAGGGAUGUCUACCAAAUUAUACCUUGCUCUAGUUUGCCAUUUCUAGCUAAAAAAAUAAUGGCCCAUCAUCUCCUCUGAAUGAAGUUGUUCUCUUUUUAAAGCGCUUAAAGACAAAGACAGGAUGGACCAGUCAAAGUGCUGGUAUCAAAUCUUCUUCCAACCCCUCUGAAGUACUUAGAAAGUUUUCAUAAAGCACUGUCUGAUAGAAACAAGAACACCAGCACUUCCCCACGGUCGACCGACGCGGUCCGACUGUCCCUCCCGGUGGAGUUUGACCAGCAGCGUCUGCAGCGGCGGAGGCCGGUCGGAGUUUGUUACCGAGCCGCUGCUCUGCCAAUCACUAAGGUCUCAGAGGUGCACUUUGCCUGAACCUGUGGACUCGGAGACGCCACAGGGCGGUGCAGCACUUGCAGGUACUGAAAUGCACACCCUGAAUAGCACUUGUAUACGAAUGCCUUCCUAGGGUCAGAUCGCUAAACAAGUGCCACAUGAGCUAUGCAAUGUGUAGAAGAACCCUAUAAAACCCAUAAUAGACUUUAGACUGAACUUUUUCUUCCUUUCCUGAGUCUCAUCUUCAUUCCUCAGCUGUUUAAUAAUACUUGAAAUGUGAUCCUUCGCUUCGGUCCAAAGCGAACGAUUGUUGUGAUGUUUGCACUGAAAGGUUGUGAAUUUAAUGACACAGAAACUGCCAUUGAAAAGUUAUUUUUGUAAAGAUAAUUUGAAAAAAAAAAGUUUUAUUGUGGAGACGUAAUGAAACCAAAGAGGCCCGGAC